UUAAGACGAUAAUAAACCAAUGCUUGGAAACAAAUGUGUGUUGUGAGUCUAUACGACGUAUACGGUUUUAUAUGGUACGAAAAGUCUCGCUGUUGUAUUAUUAGAAGGAAUUGAGCGACAUGCAGUACUACGAGGUUUUAUAUCUCAUAUUUGUCGCCAACUUGUUGCUAGUAAUAAAAUGUGACAAAAACCUGACUGCAAGAAAUUGCAUUCCCUACAAAGAUAUAUUACCGCAUGGGCAAUGUUUUGAUGCUUUGUCUAAGUAUAAUAUCUACAAUUAUAACAUGGAGGAGCUGAAAAGAACUGAUAAAAUUUUAAGCAUAGUCUUCUCGCUCGUUUCUGGGUGGAAGAAUGCCGAUAACCAUACAAAGAUGAUAGCGAUUAAUAGACAAUUGCGAGAACACCUAGGUAAGACUGCUAAAUCUCAAUAACAAUAAAGGUUGACUGUCUGUGCAGUAAAACCCAUAACAAGAAGAAAAGAGUUAGUUAGAAAUUAGAUAACCAUACAAAGAUGAUAGCGAUUAAUAAAGAAUUGCGAGAACAACUGGGUAAGUCUAAACUUCUAUAACAAUAGAGGUUGACUGUUUCUGUAGUGAAAUCCAUAAUAAUAAGAAAACUGUACUAAGCGGUCCAAUCGGAUGUGAGACACGAUUUACACGCACUAAACGCGUAACUGGAUGUGCGACGCGGCAUCUCCUGGCUUUAAGUCUAUUGCAUUCAGUUGAUCUAAUUUAGAUGUAUGCAAUAAUUUUCCCAAAUUAAAAACAAACUUGGAAAAUAUCACUGAAGUAUACAAAGAGAAGAUCUCAUUAUUCUUUAGUUGCUUCUCUUAUGAUAUCAAGUGGAUUCUUUGUCAUCUAACACAUUCAGUGUGCUUACAAUCAAAUGUUGAUGCUUCAGUUAUACUAUCUCCACCUUGUAAAUCAACCUGCGUCAAUGACAAGUGUUUUGCUUUGUUCAAAUAUGUUUACAAUCUGAUGAAAGAUUUACGUAGUAUCUGCCAUGUAUCAAUGCCUCACUUGAAUGACAGCAGAUUUAAUCUAAAUUGCCAAGCUUUACCUGAAGCGAAUCUUACUUAUUUUGAACGUUGUCAAAACAAAGAAAACCGGAACAUCCUGCACACGCGAUACUGUCACAAUUAUACCCGAAGAGACGACAGCUUUGUUGGAGAAAUCGGCGAGGGAUGCGUAUUUUGGAGUGAAGCAAACCCGUACGUAUCAGCGAGCGUUUAUCCAACUUUGUAUAAGCAAUAUUGUAGAAAUCCACAGGGAUUUUCCACCACACCAUGGUAUUACACUGAUAUGCGAAGCCGUGCCUGGAAAACGUGUGGAUACUUAGAGAAAUGUUUGACACCUGAAGAAAAAAGUAAGUACAUAUUUUUCCCUCGAUCAUACUUGAUUUUAAAGGUACACUAAUUGAAGAGGGAGCACAAAGCUGCGGAUAGAUUUUUGCUCCUACAAGCCACAAAAGAAAAUUUCAACAAAUCGAAAAACGAAUUUCAUAGAACUUGCACUUUUAUAUUAAGUUGUGUCAAAAUUUUUAAAAGUGUAAAAUCAUAUCACAUGGCUUAAUAUAAACAGUAUGGACAGCAUCAGAAUGUUAAUUGGGCACAAAGCGUCCUUAACAAAACAUUUCAUAAUAACAGGCUAGCCCUAUGAUUUGUAGGAUAAUCCACUUAUUACAGAGAAAGUAUGUUUCACGAAAUCAGGUUUAAAGUUCGUAAAUAUAUUUUUACCUCAUCAAAAGGCAAGAAUAAGAAUGCCACUUGUCUAAAAGUCUUUUCCACAAUACUCCAUAACAGUAAUACUUUCUUUUCUUUAUAUUUAUGUACUGGACACCUGCCUGCCAAAUCUUUGAAUCCUAUGUAUUAAAACUUAUUUCUUAAAAUGAAUCACAUAAUCACAGAAAUAAGUUUUUAAUGCAGUACUUGUUCAGACCUUAACCAGGUUUUAACCAGCAAGUACAUACACAAAUCCCAAACCCUCUUAAAGUUUGAGUUGCCAAUCAGUAUUGCUUUUACCUAUAAUAAUCUAAAAUAAGUUCCAAGACACGUAAGGUUCACUAAGACUGCAGACAUGUCUUCUCGAGACAGCGUGAAGUAGUAAGCAUAUAAUGUGAUUUCAUUUGCCUAUAAGCUAUAACCACAGCUGUAAUAUUGCUUGUCUAAUAAUAUUUUUAGAUAAAGAACUUUGGACAAAGAAGUAAGCAUAUUAUUUGUCUAUAUUAUAAUACCCGUAUACGUCUGU
Molecule: messenger RNA, 2246 nt
Organism: Hydractinia symbiolongicarpus
Lineage: Eukaryota; Metazoa; Cnidaria; Hydrozoa; Anthoathecata; Hydractiniidae
Exons: 4
Coding region: 120-431 (103 amino acids)
Source: RefSeq, a predicted model, not a curated record